AUGGUUUACAUUGUUUUAAGGCAACUACUUUCAUUUGUACUAUUUCUUCUUCUUCUUCUUCUUCUUCUUCUUCUUCUUCGCCUCCUCCUCUUCCUUUUCUUAUUCAUUUUUUCUUCUUCUCUCUUCCUCUUCCUUCUCUUCGUUAUCCUCUCCCUCCUCCUCCUCCUCCUUUUUUUCUCCCCUCCUUCUCCUCUUCUUCUUCUUCAUCAUCAUCUCCUCUCUCCACCUCCGUCGUCUCUUCAGUCUUCUUCUUCUCCUCCUCGUCCUCCUUGUCCUCCUCCUCCUUAUUUUUAUUCUUUCUCUUCUUCUACUCUUACCAUCUCCUCCUCCUCCUCGCUAUCGUCCUCGGCGUCGUCCGCCUCCUCCUUCUCUCCCCACCUCCACUUUCUCUUUGUCGUCGUCGUCGUCCUCCUCCUCCUCCUUCUCCUUCUUUUUCUUCUUCUUUUCUCCUCCCCCUUUCCCCUCAUCCUUCUUCUUUUUCCACGUAUUAGCAUGUUCACAACAGAUUGCCCUAAAUAUUUCUACUUUCUUCUCUUCCUCUUUUUGAUAUCCGUUUUUGGCUUCUUGAAAAAAAAAGAAGACAUCAUACACCCUCUCUUCCCCUUCUUAUAUUUUGUGUUACUAGUCAACCCCAUCCCGUCUCCAGUGACUAACUUCAACCCCCGUCACAUCAUUCCUUUUUCCAUUUUUCGCCAAACUCCAUUAUCAUACACGUUUUACAUCCUUCAAGCCUCAGUAUUUUGCUCCUUUUUGCUUUCCAUUCUUUCUUUCUUUUCUGUCGUCUGUUCUUUCCAUUUCGUCUUGAUUCCCUAUUUUUACUUUCGUUUCAUGUGCCUUAUUUCUCCUUCCAUUUUCUUUUUUCUUUUCUUUUUUUUUUCGGUGGGGAUGUCUUUCUACAAUUUGUUCGCUUUCUCUUUUUUUUUUUUUUUUUUUUUGGCUUAUUUUCUAGUUGCCUUUCUUGCUCUUUCAUCGGCUGCAAUUAUCUCUUCUUUCUGGAAAACUUUCUCUCUCUCUCUCUCUCUCUCUCUCUCUCUCUCUCUCUCUCUCUCUCUCAUAUAUAUAUUUUUCUCUUCUGGGACAAUAAAAGAGGAAAAAAAAACACGGCCCAUAAAUCAUACUCAUCUUUCCCUCGCCCUCUCUCUCUCUUCUUCUCUCUAUCUAUCUUCGCCUCUCUCUCUCACUUCGCCUGUCUCUCUCUCACUUCGCCUGUCUCUCUCUCACUUCGCCUCUCUCUCUUCGCCUCUUCUCUUUUUCUCACUUCGCCUUUCACUCUCACUGCGCUUCUCUCUCUCACUACGCCUCUCUCUCUCUCAUUUCGCCUCUCACUUCCCCCCUCUCACUUCACCGCUAUCUCUCUCAUUUUGCCUCUCUCACACCCUCUCGCGCUUCGCCUCUCUCUCUAACUUCGCAUCUUUUUCUCACUUCGCCUCUCUCUCACAUCACCUCUCUCUCUCACAAACACUUCGCCUCUCUCUCAUUCUCGUUCUCACUUUGCCCCUCUCUCUCACUUCGCCUUUCUCUCUCACUCACUCAUUUCGCCCUCUCUCUCUCUCUCUCUCUUCGCCUCUCUCUAUAAAUAUUCUUUCAUUUCAUGCGGUGUCUCUCAUCUCCUGA
Messenger RNA from Acanthosepion pharaonis, 1614 nucleotides. Lineage: Eukaryota; Metazoa; Mollusca; Cephalopoda; Sepiida; Sepiidae. The record is from the annotation of a GenBank genome assembly.